AUGGCGAAAACACACGCGGCAGAAGCUAGAGGUAGAGGUGGAGGCAGAGGAGCUGGCAGAGGGGCGGCCCCAGCUGGGGGCGACAUCUCAGUGGUUGACCCCAUGCCUCCAAUGGCCGAAGCUAUACCAGUCGGUCCAGCAGGUAGAGGUGCAGGGGUAGCAACCCCAGGUCCGGACAGAGCACAGGCUCCGGGGGUUCAGCAUGCAGCAGCAGUGGCACCUCGCUUGGAGGAAGUUCAGAGUUUUGAGGCCUUCCCGAGGCCAGUUGCAGGGCCAGUGAUGACUAGCGAGGAACAUGAUUUAUUUUUUGAGGAGAUAGUGGAGCAUGUCCGUAUUGUUGAGGGUCUUAGGCAGGAGAGUCAUGCAAAGCAGGUAAAGGAGAAGGUCCGUAGGGGUGGACUGGUCAGCAACUCCUUCUCGAGGGGUCAGAGUUCACAGGUAUACUUAAGGAGUCCGGUUCAGUCGAUGCAGGUGUCAGCUGGAGGCCUAUCAGGGGAAAAUUAUCAGGCUUCCGAUCAGCAUAGAGGCUACACUGCUUCAUCAGCUUUUGUUCAGCGGCCUACGCUGGACCGUGCUUGCUUCUGGUGUGGUGAGAUAGGGCAUAUCAAGAGGUAUUGCCCCAGGCCUAGACAGAGUGGGCAGGGUACUCAGUAUCAGGCUCCCCGAGCUCCGUUUGCACCAGAUCGUAGAGGUAUGAAUCGCACACCAGUAGGGCAGGACGGCCACACUGAACCAAUUGUUGAAAAAGAAGCGCAGCCUGAUGUAUUGGAUGAUAUUGUGGAGGAAGAAGCAGGGGAGGAAGUCCCUAUUGUGGCCCAAGAAGAGCAUAAUAUUAAUAACCCCAAUGCACCGGUGGAAAACCAGGAAAAAGGGAAGGUGGAUGAAGCUGUGGAAUUCAAAAUGGAAGAAGAAUGCUUGAGUGACGCACUAUCGGCCAUCUUGGUGAAUUUUGAUGCUGAACAAAUGGAGGGAUAUACUGAGACAUCAAUUAUUGAGCCACCGAAGUUGGACCUCAAGCAACUUCCAUCCCAUCUUAAAUAUGUGUUUCUUGGAGCGAAUGCCACUCUUCCAGUCAUUGUGUCAUCACUUCUGAAUGAGGGCCAAAUCCAAAGACUCAUCGCAGUAUUGAGAAAGCAUUUAAGAGCUUUGGGAUGGACUAUUGCAGACAUCAGGGGGAUUCCCUCCGGAAUUUGUGAGCACCGAAUACAGUUGGAGGAGGAAAGUUCGCCAAGUGUUGAGCAUCAGCGAAGAUUAAACCCACCGAUGCAAGAGGUGAAAGGGGGUAUCACUGUUGUCCCUAACUCUAGAAAUGAGUUGAUUCCAACAAGGACUGUCACCGGGUGGAGAGUGUGUAUGGACUACCGGAAGUUGAAUACCGCAUCCUGCAAGGAUCACUUCCCUAUGCCUUUUAUUGAUCAAAUGCUUGAUCGGCUAGCUGGAAGAUCUUAUUACUGUUUCUUGGACGGGUACUCAGGGUACAACCAAAUCAAUAUCGCAUUGGAAGACCAAGAAAAGACUACUUUCACUUGUCCCUAUGGGACAUUCGCUUUCAGCCGGAUGCCAUUUGGUCUUUGCAAUGCCCCAGCUACCUUCCAACGAUGCAUGAUGUCCAUAUUCUCUGAUAUGGUUGAAAACUUUCUUGAAGUCUUCAUGGAUGAUUUCUCUGUGGUGGGAGAUUCAUUCGAUGAAUGUCUGGUUCAUCUUGAUCGGGUGCUACAACGGUGUGAGGAGACCAACCUUGUGCUCAACUGGGAGAAGUGUCAUUUUAUGGUCAAGGAGGGCAUUGUCCUUGGCCAUAACAUCUCAGAAAGAGGGAUUGAGGUUGAUCAAGCUAAAAUCGAUGUGAUUUCACAACUCCCUCCGCCCGUUUCAGUAAAAGGAGUUCGGAGUUUCUUGGGACACGCUGGAUUUUAUAGAAGGUUUAUCAAAGAUUUCUCCAAAAUUGCAAAUCCAAUGUGCAAACUCUUGGAAAAAGAUUCCAAAUUCAAUUUUGAUGAGAAGUGCAUCAAGGCGUUUGACGAGUUGAAGCGGAAAUUAACCUCCGCACCUAUUGUUGUGUCCCCAGAUUGGUCACUUCCCUUUGAAUUAAUGUGUGAUGCCAGUGGUCUUGCAAUUGGCGCUGUGCUUGGUCAGCGGCUAAACAAAAUCCUGCACCCAAUUUAUUAUGCCAGCAAAACAUUGAAUGGAGCUCAGCUGAACUAUACAGUAACGGAGCAAGAAUUACUUGCUAUUGUUUAUGCUUUUGGAAAGUUCCGGGCUUAUUUGUUGGGUGCCAAGGUAGUGGUUCACACUGACCAUGUUGCAUUGCGCUAUUUGAUGGCGAAGAAGGAUGCUAAACCUCGGUUGAUAAGAUGGGUGUUGUUGCUACAGGAAUUUGACUUUGAAGUCAAAGACCGAAAAGGGUCAGAAAAUCAAGUAGCUGACCAUCUUUCCAGACUUGAAGCACCAGGGAAACCGAGUGAUGUGCUGGAUAUUGAUGACACUUUUCCAGAUGAAAGAAUCUUGGUAAUCUCCAAUGAUGUAGCACCAUGGUAUGCCGAUAUUGCCAAUUAUUUGGUAACUGGCAUCAUUCCUAAAGAGUUGAAGACAUAUCAGAAGAAGAAGUUCUUGAGAGACUGUAUGGGUAAACCACGAAAAUCAAACAAGGCUUCACCUAAGGUAGCGGAAAAAGGAAAAGGUCGUGCUGCAAGAAAAGUAACCGCACGGCUGCGCGACGACAAUCUAAUCAAGGACGCCAGGCCUACAAAGAGGCCAGUCGCACCUGGCAAGCCAGCCCCACCAGUCGGAACCAGCCCGCCAGAUCACAAUCAGAAAGUUCCUCCUCGGCUGAGGAGGUCAGAGAGUCGAGCUCGUCGAGCUCGUCGAAAUGAGAAAGAGGAACGGCAUACUUUGAAAAGAAUCCGCCAGGAGUCCCGGUUAAGUUCUGACACCGCAGGAGCUACUUCUAGCUCAGCUCAGCCCAUUGAGCCAGCUCACCGUAUUUCUCCCCCACCCACUGAUCCUCCCCAUGAUACUGCGACAGAUCCGAGUGCCUAG
Messenger RNA from Lycium barbarum (goji berry), 3036 nucleotides. RefSeq lists its product as uncharacterized. The record is from RefSeq and is a predicted model, not a curated record. The transcript is spliced from 9 exons. The coding region runs from base 1 to 3036 and encodes 1011 amino acids. NCBI's taxonomy places the organism in Eukaryota, Viridiplantae, Streptophyta, Magnoliopsida, Solanales, Solanaceae. Gene Ontology annotation, molecular function: zinc ion binding; nucleic acid binding.